Messenger RNA from Lonchura striata (white-rumped munia), 4498 nucleotides. RefSeq lists its product as uncharacterized. The record is from RefSeq and is a predicted model, not a curated record. Gene Ontology annotation, biological process: regulation of transcription by RNA polymerase II. Gene Ontology annotation, molecular function: RNA polymerase II transcription regulatory region sequence-specific DNA binding; DNA-binding transcription factor activity, RNA polymerase II-specific. Gene Ontology annotation, cellular component: nucleus. Lineage: Eukaryota; Metazoa; Chordata; Aves; Passeriformes; Estrildidae.
GCUUUCCCGCCCCGGGGCCGCCUUUCGCCGGUGUCGCAGCCCGUCGCUGCGCUCCGCCGCUCCCGGUGCGGGGAUGGAGCUGGCGGGCGGCAGCACCAUCUCGCUGUGGACGGUGGUGGCGGCCGUGCAGGCGCUGGAGCGCAGCGUGGCCGCACACGCGUCCCGCCUCUUCAGCCUGGAGCACCGGGCCGGGAACAGCGAGAAGAAGCACCUGGACUGCGAGAAAAUGGUCGGGGAGUUCGGGAGCCAGCUGGAGAGCAAGUGCGCGGCGCUGGGCACCCUCAUCCAGGAGUACGGGCGGCUCCAGCGGCGCCUGGAGAACAUGGAGAACCUGCUGAAGAACAGGAAUCUCUGGAUCCUGAGGCUGCCCCCCGGGGUGGAGGUGCCCAAGGGCCCGGCUGUGGCACUGGAAAACGAUGCCACCGGCUUUUCCACUCAGGAGUGGGAGAACCUGGAGGAGUGGCAGAAGGAGCUGUAUGGAAAGGUACUGACAGGGAAGAGAGAAGCCCUGGUCCAGCUGGACGAUGUCAUCUCUGAACCUGCCCUCCUGUCCCGGCUCCAGGGAGGGGAAGCACCCUGCAGUGAGGCGGAGGCAGCUCCUGGAGAGAUCCCAGCAGAACCAGAGGCUCUGCUGUUUGAACUCAAUGUGAGCAGCUGGGACAGCAGAGAAACGCAGGAAAACCAGGAGGCAAGAGCAGGGCUGGCUGAACCUGGCCAUGCUGACUGCAGCAUUCCAGAGCCAAGCUUUGCUGUCACCGUGAAGCAGGAAGAGGAGGAAGAGCAGUAUGCAAAGGAGCAGGGAGCCAUGGAGGGUGUGGAGUUCUCUGAGCUUGGUGUGGGGCCGGACGCCGCUGGACACGGGGCCCCGACCCCGGCGGAGGGCAGGAACCGGCCCGGGGCUCGGAGCUGCCAGGACCGGGAUGUGAGAGGGAAUCCCGCAGAGACCGGCUCCGAAGACAGCAUAAUCCAGAUUAAGCAAGAGGAAGAGUUGUGCACUGCAGAUCGGGAGGAGGAGGUUGCAGAAGCUCCUGGAGAGCCCUGCCCAGCAGAGCAAGGAUUUUACGAGCCUGAGGCAUCCAGUCAGACCGGGAAAGGCAACGAGGUGGAUGCCAGGGAGCUGCCAGGCACAGAGGGUGAGGACCUCCGGAGAGAUCCUGCCACAGGAUUUCAGACUUAUGCAAGGGAUGUUUCAUCGUGGAUUAAACGAGAGGAGGAGCCACCCUGCUCUGAACGACAGGAUUUGGAGAAAGAGGAAAUCUCUGCAGAUCCAAGUACAGACAAAAAUUUGAAGAGGGACCCUCCAGCAGACUGCGUGGAGAGCAAGACCUGUGACUUAGAGGUACCAGGAAAGCCGGGAGAGUCGUUUCCCAAAGAUCCCAGCCAUGGAGUGACAUGGGACAGUCACUGGAAUUCAGAAAUAAUGGAAACAGCCACCACAGGGAAUGGGAGCAGCCUUGGGGGUGAUGUUCAGUAUGAUUUCUUUAGCACUCAGGAAAAGAGCCUGGAAAAGAGGCCCUGUGUGUACAAGUGUGAGAGGAGCUGCCCACAGCAGGACCAGCCUCAGGCACUGCAGGGAGAAGGGGAGAUGUUUCCAGGCCCCAUGUAUGAGAGGAUGUUCCCUCUGCUUCACCCACACCCAGGAGAGGUGGGAAUGGGCCCGGGAGAGACAGGAAUGGGCCUGGGAGAGACAGGAAUGGGUCCUGGAGCUGCUCCCACUUCCUGUGAGGGGCCAGGACCCCGCUCUGAGUGUGGAGAGACACCCCUGGGCACAGGCAGGCCCCGUGGCCAGGACAGCCUGGGCACAGAGGAAGCUGCUGGAAACGAGGAGAGCUUCCCCACGGACACAUCGGGAUCCAGCCCCUGCUGGGAGCCGCCCCUGGCCCGGGGCAGCCCUGCCCAGCAGCAGAGCCAGGGCCGGGGCAAAUCCUACAUUUGCAGCGACUGUGGGAAAAACUUUGUUUGCCAUUCGUGGCUCGUUAGGCACCAGACAAGUCACACAGGAGAGAGGCCCUACAAGUGCUCCAAGUGUGACAAAACCUACAGGAGGAAGGAUUACCUCCUGAAUCACCAGCGCCGGCACACGGGAGAGAGGCUUUUCCAGUGUCCUCUCUGCAGCAAAAGAUUUGUGCUCAAGAGGAGCCUGCUGAAGCAUCAGGAAGGUCACAUGCAGGACACCCACGUGCCGCUGGUCAGCUGGCCCUGCAGGAACAUCAGGGGCUCCGUGAUGCAUUCCAUAUAGGACAUCCCCCACACCCCCUUGGUGGAUCCUCGCUGGGCCAGGGCAGCACCCCCAGCUCUGUGCCAGAGCCUGAUGGCAGGAGGAGGCUGUGGUGCAGCCAUCCCGAGCCUCUCCCAGGAAAAAGGAGCUGGCUGGGGGUUAUUUUCAGUGUUAGCAUUCACCAGUGCCUGUGGAUUUGAGGAGGUGGAGUUCGGAGGUACUGCUGGCUGUGAGUCCAUGUGGGAGAGAAACCACGUUGACAUGGAACAAUUUGUGGUGUGUGUUGCAAAGAAGAGGUGUCUGAAUAGAGAGAAAUUACCCAAAAUGUUAUUCCAUGAGUCCGGAGUCCUUAGACUGGGCUGGGAACAAGUGAGUUAAAGGUGUUAAUUGUCCACUAAAGGAGUGUAAGGGUGUCAGGAAACACACAUUUGGGUGAGGUGCUUUGGGAAAGGAAGUGUUGCCCCUGUGGCUGUAGGAGGAAACCUCUUUCUCCUGUGGCAAAACAGAAGGCUGCAGAGCCUGGGAGGCAGCUUAUUCCCACUGUUAAAUCCUGGGGCUCCUCACUUUGAAACCCAAACGGAGAAUUCCUGAAGGCUGAGAGCCUCCCUGGGAGCUAUAAAAUGGCCACGGAGCCUGGAAUAUGGUUUUCAUUUUGCAUAGCCUUGAAGUUGUGUUGCAUUUCUUUUCCCACAUUGUUCACUGUCUUCUGCGUUUGUUCAGUUCUCCAAAUCCUGUGAAAGCAGAACAUGGAGAUGCUGCAGAAAUCUGGGAAACGCAGAGUUAAUGAGCUGCUGUGUCCCAAACACUGAUGACAGGAUCUGCUGGAGAGGAGGCCGUGUGGAGGUAGGGCAGCUCUGCUCCUCCAGCCUCCUCCCUGGGCUCUGUGUGUCCCACUCCCAAGAGGAAAGAAGUUCCCAAAGUCUGUAGAUGCCUGUGGUCAAAAAGGAAAGACAGGUGUUAGAACAGUCAAAAAAAGCUCACAGAGUUUUAAUAGCAGAUUCCACUCUCAGCCUGGGAAUUGGUGUUUUUACCCUUAUCUUCUGGUAGGAAGAUAAAUAAAAAGGUUAAAGAAAAGAGGGAAGAGAGAGGGAGAUCAGAGAGACAAAGGGGAGGACAUCCCCAGUCCUGGCUGUGGCAUUGAUCCAGCUGUGUCCAGGAUCCCAGAGGUGCCCUGUGAGCCUUGGAUCACCCUUUUACAGCCAAGUUUCCCACACCCUGGGACUACUUUUUUCACUUUUGAUGCAAACAAGUCAGCAGACACAGUCCAUACCUCUGGAUCCUCUUAGGAAUGGGUCAGGGGGGUCUCUGGUGGUUUUGAUCCCCCCUGAUUGAUCAGCCUUUGUUGGAUGCUCCAUGCCCUGUGCUGUGCAUGCUGUGCUUAUCUCCAGGAGCCAGAACAUGGGUGUUUGUCCCAAAAAAAGAGCUGUGCCUGCUCCGUGUGCCCCCCUUUGCCAGCCACAUCCUGUAGUUCCCCAUUCCAUGUGUUAUACAACAGCCCUUGGCUGGCUGCACAGCUGAGACACACCCCUUUAUCUCCUGGCCUUCUACAGAAUCCAAAGUGAUAAACAUGGACCUGAAAAAUGACCAGCCUGGGACUCUACUUGCUUCAGUAGAACACAGAGAAAGAGAAUUAUUUGAGAAUUUAGAUAGGAAAAAGCACGGUAGAGAGAAAUAAGACCCCAGAAAGGAAAUGAAAGGGAGGAAAAGAGCUGAAUUAUUGCUGUCAGUGAAAACUGAGCAACUGCAGAAAGAGUUAAGGAAGAAAAGGAGGAAGCCAAGCCCAAAAUUGGAAAAACCAGAGGGGUUGAAAAUUUCUGAGGGUCCCCCUCUGCAGCCACACCUUAUUCUAGUUUGUCCCUUGUUACCCAGGUCUGGGACACAGUAGCUUUUAACUCUUUGAUGUCCGGAUUGCUACACCCCAGGGCACUGCCUGCACGGUGUUGGGACCCACAGCUCUUACUGGGGCCAACUCAUCUGCAACUCCAGAAAUUCCCAUUCCUGCCACGGCAGGAAUUUGCCAUUCUGGUACUUUAAUUUUAAACCAAGGAGUCAGUGGCUGUAGCCUCUGGAAUUCUUUUGGGGUUAAGGUUGGCAGAUUUCUGCUUCUCACCCAGGAGCCGUAAAUUAACCUGAGCAGUUUGGCACAGGGGGAUUUGCCCCAGGGAUUUUAACUCUUUACCCUCCGGGUCCUACACCAACAUGCUGCUGUGUUAAUACUGGACAUUGCGCUUCCGUGUCUAUUAAAUUUUUUUAUUAAUUGUUGAUGAGAACCAGCUGGAA